ACAAAAUCCAAAACAAAGCUGAUGGUGCACGUGUUCUUGAGCGUUUUGAGAGUUGUUUAAAAAAGUUAUAUCAAAAGAUUUGUUAGAACAAUAGAAAAACAAAACAAUAAAAAUUCUCGAUCUUCUGUGAUGGACGCCGAUACACCAAACAUCCCUGAACAAAGCGUAGUGUCCGAGAACGACAACAAAAUGCCCGAACAGAUGAAUACAGAUGGAUCGGGUAUUGAAACCGUUACUAGAUCCGAUAUGGACUCUUCAGAACCGACAUUGAGCGAUAAACAGGAACCAAUAGAAAAAAAUGUGGAAGAGACCAUUGUGCAGAAGCCUUCCGAUUUCCCCAUGAUUCCACGGGCGACUGUAGCAUCUGAAAAACCGAUAUCAUACCAAGCACAGAUCGCAAGCGAGCAAGCGGUUGAAACGAGAGCCAUUAUUCAAAUAGCAAAUAGCUCCCUGUCGCUUCUUUCGCAGUAUAGCAGUUCAGAGUCCGAUUGUAAUAUAACGGAUUCCGAAGAUGAACAACCCCGACCGAAUCUGGCUGUUCCAAAUCAACUGCAAAACAGGGCUGUUUCCUCAUCGGAUGACGAUAGCUCUGACGACGAUGAUGUGGUUAUCUCGAACGUUGUUCCUGCUACCAGUAAUUCCAUGCAUCGUGGAACGGAUGUUCCAAUCACGAUAAGCGAUGCAGAAAGUAGCUCAGAUGAGCAUGCCGAUGAGCCCGACUACGAAAUGUCGUCGGAGGAAGAUGCACCGGCAGUUCCGAUUGUUCCUAAGCCUACCGAAGAAAUAUUCACGCACGAACUUCCACCGAUUGAGGAUUUGCAAAUUUCGGUAUCAGCAACACAAUGUAAGCAGAUUGGCCAGAUUCAAUCAAUUGUAGCGCAGAUUGUCAUCGUUCAAUCGUACGGUGGCGUGGAACUGCUCAAUCUCGAAACGGUUUUGUUUUUGGAGCAAGGCAAACGUUGUUUGGGCAAGAUUUUCGAUGUCAUCGGUCAGGUUCAGGCCCCCAUGUAUUGUGUGCUAUUCAAUACACGUCAGGAGGUUCUUAGCAAAGGAAUAUCGGUCGGUGCUCCUGUCUAUUGCGCCCCACAAACCGAACAUACAUCUUUCAUAAUCCUUUCCGAUUUGGUUAAGGACAAAGGUUCCGAUGCCAGUUGGAAACACGAUGGUGAAUGUCCCGAGCAUGCUCUGGAUUACUCAGAUGAUGAACAAGAACGGGCAGCAAGGCGACAGCGCCGAAACCGCACCAUUUCUCAGUCUUCAGAUCCUCCAAUUCAACAACCACAGCAACAUCCUUAUCCGAUGCACCGCCCUAGAGGCCGGGGUCGAGGAGUCCCACAGCGGCGUUAUAACGAUCACAGCUGGCACCACCGCAUAACACAGGCUACCCAAAUUCCACCUCCCCAGCAGCGAGUUAUCAAUCCGUUCGCAAUAGCAGCUGCUGCUAGUCAACCGCCACCACCACCCCCACCACCGGGUGGAUAUUAUUGAAUGUAUGGAACCCUGUUCAAGGUUCAGCUUUCCUCUAAGAACAAGAAUUAACUUGUUUAUCUGUUUUAAAUAUAAGUUUGGAAUUGGAAAUUAAGUUUGAAAUCUGUGAAAUACAUUAUGCUACAACCCUAUUCACUUGUCAUUUGA
Messenger RNA from Uranotaenia lowii, 1635 nucleotides. Its product is annotated as H/ACA ribonucleoprotein complex non-core subunit NAF1. Lineage: Eukaryota; Metazoa; Arthropoda; Insecta; Diptera; Culicidae. The transcript has 3 exons. Gene Ontology annotation, cellular component: sno(s)RNA-containing ribonucleoprotein complex. The record is from RefSeq and is a predicted model, not a curated record. Gene Ontology annotation, molecular function: RNA binding. The coding region runs from base 130 to 1488 and encodes 452 amino acids. Gene Ontology annotation, biological process: ribosome biogenesis; box H/ACA snoRNP assembly; pseudouridine synthesis.